This is a messenger RNA of Cylicostephanus goldi, 516 nucleotides long. The record is from the annotation of a GenBank genome assembly. Lineage: Eukaryota; Metazoa; Nematoda; Chromadorea; Rhabditida; Strongylidae.
UUGGCCAAGUACUUUUUCUCAUGCAAAAAGGGGGUCUGCUCGUCAUCUAAGAACGUCUGCCGAAAGUUUCUAUUUCAGGUCAUUUGCGUAUAUGCAGGAAGUGGUUUACCUAACACCCGCAUCACCUGUUGGGAAUGUUCAUCAACUGUGUGCUCAGUUUUUGGAUUACGUGUGCACAUGAUUGCAAAACACGGGAUCUUUAUCAAGGCUGAGGAUGAAUCUACCACAGAACCUACCUCAAAAGGAGAAGACUUGGAGCUUUUCACGGCCACAACGAGAGCAAUCAACAAGCUUAUUGGCCUCACCGAAAAUGGAUGUCUUCCCGUCAACCUGGAAGAGAGAAAAAAAGAGGCUCUCAGAGCUAAGAUGAAGUUGAAUCAGCUAUUCCUGAGGAAUCUCCGCCUUCUGUACAAAUCAUCGAGCCACAAGCUGAGCUUUAUCAACCAAGGCAACAAUCUGCCAAUCAUGACAAUCAGCCAGCAGUCACGGCUUUGGACAGAGUUGAGUCGCUUGUGA